This is a messenger RNA of Cyclospora cayetanensis, 2898 nucleotides long. RefSeq lists its product as uncharacterized. The transcript has 6 exons. Gene Ontology annotation, biological process: proteasome-mediated ubiquitin-dependent protein catabolic process. Lineage: Eukaryota; Apicomplexa; Conoidasida; Eucoccidiorida; Eimeriidae. Gene Ontology annotation, molecular function: zinc ion binding; ubiquitin protein ligase activity. The record is from RefSeq and is a predicted model, not a curated record.
AUGGGCCAGGCGCAGUCUGGGGUCCCCCUGAGGGGCCCCUCAGGGGAGUUGGGGGAGGCAGCCGAGCCGGCGUUUUUCUUAAGACUCGUGCAGACGACAGCGCAACCUACCGAGGUGAGCGCUGCAGCGCCUCCGUCAGCAGAGGGAGCCGCGACUGCUGCUGCUGCCGCUGCAGCGAUGACGACGCCACGCGCUGCACAGACGGAAGCGUCGAGAACCGCCCCAACAACGGGCACCGAGAGCACACCUGCAGCAGCUACAAUCUUCCAGCUAUCCUUCGAGGGUCCCCAGCUCUCAACAGAUGCGGCGAGAGCUUAUGCGCAUCGCCCUUCUGCCGCUGCAGAGGCGGCAGCGGAAGCAGCGGCGGAAGUGGCUGUAGAAUCCGCGGGCACGAUAGAAGUGGAGUGGGAAGACGGCUCUGAAGGCGAGAUCCACCGAGAGCUCACUUGCUGCAUCUGUGCAGAUCUUUUGCAGAAGCCUGUCCUGCUCGAGUGUGGUCACUAUUUUUGUUUUUGGUGUGUCUAUCGAUGUAUGAACUGCUACGACAUGUCAGUCUGCCCUCUAUGCCGCACGCCGUUCGACUGUCUGCCUCCUGUCUGCCGUCCACUGUAUCUGUACAUCCUUAAGAAACAUCCGCAAGCAGCCUCAAGGCGAGAGAGGGAGCUGCACGUGCUCGAGAGGGGAAGGAGUCUGCGAAGUCCACCGCAUCACGUCAUUGCAGAGGGCCCCCCUGGCGCCACAACGGAUGAACUCCCGCUUAGCACCCCAGCCCUUCUGCUGCUGCUCGAGAGGGAGGCUCCCGACUUGCUGCCUUUACACCGAUCCGUGGAACUGCGCGUCGUUGUCGCUGCAUACCGGGCUGAACAGCUUGCCCUCUCGCUGAGAGCCUCCACGCCAUACAGGGCAGCGAAUGACGCAGGCAGCAGCAGACGCGCAGGGCGAGACGGCUCACCAGCUGGAGCAAGCCAAGUAGACGAGGAUGGUGCUGCCAGCGAUUUCGACGAAGGACCCUUGCGCGUGGGCAGGGUGUCUCGGCGGUAUCCCCCCCCUCCUGACCUGCGUAGGAACUUGGGAGAUACCCCUGCCGAGCAGAUGGACGCAGAAGACGAAGAACUCGCGGGGCUUACAGCACGCGCACUUGAAGGGAGGGCUGCACCUGUGCCUUCAAUGUUUGUCCCCUCGCUGUGGCAGCAGCAGCAGCAGCGACUUCUCCGCCAAGUGGAGGUGCACUCUGGAGAGUCCAGGGGACCGGAGUGGGGGUCCUCCGGCGGCAUAGAGACGACAGUGCAGCCGUCUUUUAGUGACCUCCCUGCUAGAGGCGCUGUUUCGUCCGAUAGUGUCGAGCGAACUGGCGUCACAGAGCCGCCUUCGUCUGUGGAGACCACGCAGGAGACGGACGAGGUAACUGCUGAGUUGGCUCUCAUGGUUCUUAUGCGGUCUCUUCUUUGGGGUGUCAACCGUCUCGAUGCAUGCGUCUAUUGCUUCGGGGAUGGGGCUUGCUGGCUGUGUGGGGGGACUGCGGCAUGCGUCCAGGCGAUGUCCUUACCUGGCACCGGAGACUGGCUGCUGGAGGCGACAGCAUUCGUUCACUACGGCGUCAUCUGCCACCUUUGCGGCCGUCUGCCCAUUGUGGGGACGAGGUACAAGUGCAUGGACUGUCUCGAAAGUGCAGAGCACUACGAUGUCUGCGGUGCUUGCUGCCAAGCUGCAGCAACCAAGGCACCUAGGUUCGCCUCCCAACACAAGUAAGCGGCGCGACCGACGGCGGAUGCAGCAGCGGUGGCAGCAGGUGCAGCAGCAGCAGCAGCCGCAGCAAAUCAGCUCUGUCGCUCCAAAGCUGCUGAUGGUGCUGCGGUGUGUUGGGCAGUGGCUGUGCGCAGCGGCGGGGGACGGCCUGCUGCUGCCAGCGCUCCCUCUCAUGGAGUCGGCGUUGCUGCCGUCUCUCCUGCGUUUGCUGGGAACGUGCACCAGCAUCGAGGCGCUGACUUGCAGCUUGGAAGCCGCGCAGGAGGCGUCGAGGCUGCAGGCUGCCGAGGCACCUCGCACGUUUCUCGUUGCACCGCGGCAGCAGCCGCAGCGGGAGAUGCUAGGCUCUCUGCAGCAGCUUGCACGUGCAAGGCGCUCGGCGCCGCCGUCUCGGCGUUCGCCAUCGAGACGUGCGCAGCCUUGGCCCUAUUAGAGGCAGAGUGCGCAGCAGGAAGCCCGCUAUCACCGCCUGCAUUCUUUAGACUUUGCUGCAAUAUUUGCAGCGAUGCAUUGGGGGCUCAUGUGUAUCCUGCCGGCGUGGCGAGAAGCGGAGGAGCCGACGGCUUGAACAGUGGCCACCGCCUCCCCCACCAGCAGCGCACUCCCGGUACGGCAACGCGCCAGCACCACCACAUGCGCCUUUCCCAGCGUCUGCUUCAGAGGGAGCAGCAGCUCACGGCGCUGGCCGUCCUUGGCAGUACACAGCAGGAAGGAAUUUGUGCCUCGCUGCGUUGGGGAGCCUGGCAGCUCCAGCAGUGGCUCUGCUGUACUGCCUGGGGAAGCAGAGAACGGUACUGGCCUGCAGUCGAGGCUGCUGAACGCAUGGCUGCUGCGCUUUGUUUGCUGCAACGCUCGCUGCGACUUCGACUGAGUAUCGCACCGACGGAUGUCGCGGCAGUGGCAGCAGCCGGCGGGUGCUCUGGAUCUCAGCAACAUCAGCAGGUUGAAUGCGCAGCUAUUGCUGCUGCCCUUGAGCGGAGUGCAGGCAGCUGGCUUCGGCAAAUCACGUUCCGCCUUGUAGAAGCAUCAGCCUUUUCUGCUGAGCAAAAUUACCACCACCAAAACAGCACGCAGAUCAACAGUGCUACUACCGAGCCAGAUGCCGAUUCCUUCCUGGCGCUAAGAUCAGAUGUCCGUGCCGCCCUGCGGUAA